Messenger RNA from Patiria miniata (bat star), 2742 nucleotides. Its product is annotated as germinal-center associated nuclear protein-like. Gene Ontology annotation, biological process: mRNA export from nucleus. Gene Ontology annotation, cellular component: transcription export complex 2; cytoplasm; nucleus. Gene Ontology annotation, molecular function: RNA binding. Lineage: Eukaryota; Metazoa; Echinodermata; Asteroidea; Valvatida; Asterinidae. The coding region runs from base 130 to 2721 and encodes 863 amino acids. The record is from RefSeq and is a predicted model, not a curated record. The transcript is spliced from 11 exons.
UCCACAUGCGCACAGUGUGAAAUGUAAAUGAAUUUGUUUAGCGCAAACGUUGGCGUAGUUUAAGUUGUUUGUGGUGCGUCAUAGCUCGAACCAGCUUACCCAGCAGUGAGGAAUUGCCCAAAAAUCAGCAUGAGCAGCCGAAGUUCUUACAAUCAAAAAAAGAAGAAGGAAGCCCUUCGACGGCUCUCAUCCCAGGGUGGUCCUCGAGGAAUAAGAACACCCAGAGCAACCCCUGAUGAGUUACAAACGCAGGGAAGAAGUUCAAGAUCAGUAAGACGUCAGAGAGACUUGAUGGAGGCUGAGGAACAUCAUUCAGGACGUGGGCUCUUCAGCGGACGUAGAGUCAUUGCCACUGAUUCCCCUUCAUCAGGCACCCACCUAGUCAUCCAAGCAAAUUUAGGAGCUCAGUCAUCGGGUACCGAUACCCCUGAUACAGACCCAGAUACACCCAGGAGGGUAGUCACAUCCCAGACAACCUUACAGCCUAAUGUAAAAGGUCCAUUACUAUUUAGUAAGACUUCUGAAUUGUCCUCAAGUUCAGCAUCUGAUGGGACAUUGGCUGGAGCUGGUGUCAGCGGUGGGAUGUUUGGGUCCCCACAAAAAUCUUCCAAUGAAUCAGGGGUACAUGUAUCUGAGGCUAGAAAUCAGUUCCAAAGCUCACCUGCCAGAAAGAGUCUAUUUCAGACCGAGUCCAGCAACCUAUUUCCCUUCAGACCCGCGUUUGGGAGUGCUUCCACCCGUGUCCUCCAAACCUCAAACAAAGGAACUGACUCAGCUGGGAGUAGGUUUGGACAGGCCUUUACAAAAGACUCUGUGGCAGAAGGCCCCAGUGAGGUAUCUUCUCCGAAUUCCUCACCAGCUGAGGUUCCUGGAUCCCUUGUUAAAAGCCAAGAAGCUGCACCAGGAUUGGAUUCAGUGACCAGAAACCUCUUUGGCAAAGCAUCUGCUAAGACCACAGAUCCAUAUCCUCCCCUCUUUGGCAAAUCAUCAAUAAAAUCUGAACAGAUGUCCACAUCCCCAACCAAAGUUCAUUUUCGAAGAGAAGUGCCCAUAGAAGGAGAAACCAAACCUCACAGCAAGGUGCUGUUUGGCAAAGUCAAAGAGCCAUCAAGUCAUCAUGAGCGUAGUGAUGUUUCAUCAAAGAGGCAGCUUUCCCCAGGUCGAUCAGAGGCUGCCUCUAAACGAACUCUUACAUCCUUUGACGACCCUUUUUCAUCUGCCUCAAGCGAUAUAACAGAUCUGGAGACAUUUGGAGCCGACACAAUCAAGAGAGAUUCCAAACAAAAGAAACCAGUCAUAAAGAGAUCAGGUCUGUUUGGGAAAGCCAUAGCAGAAGCCAGUGGGAAAAGUCUUGACUCACUCCGAGAGGCUGAUCAAAGGGGUAGCCAUGCAUCGAGCAGGGAGUCUCAUCAAAGUCAUAGCCACAGCCCAGAGAGAAAACGAAGAAGUCCAGACAGGCCUCAGGAAGAUGAAAGGAAGAGAUCAAGAGAUGAAAGCAAGCCAGCCCGACGGUCAUCAUCUUCUAGUUCAGCUUCCCGACGCUUGGCUAGCCCAGAUGAGAUCAAGCACCUACAGGCUAUCAUCAUCAAGGGGGUUCCACCAAUGGUCAAUAACCGAGUCUAUAUCAAGGAGUUCUUCUCUGAAUAUGGCCCCGUUACCCGUGUCUACACCAAUCCUGCUAAGCACUCAGCCACUGUUUAUUUUGCGAAUCAUGAUUCAGCAGCCUAUGCUAAGAAGAAGGUGAGAGUCUUAAAACGAGGCACUAAGCCGGUCACUAUCUUCUGGAGGCAAGGCGAUCAAGGGUCUAAGUCUGAGAACAGGCAGUCUCAGGAUGACCAAAAGGUACCCUCAACAAGACGUGAUGUGAUCAAGCAGACCAAUGUGAGGCAGUCCCUAGCUCCAUUCAACCGUAAGAUAGAGACCAAAGUCAACCCUGAAGACGGUAGUAGCAUUGUCACACAAGGUAGUAGUACUAUCUCGUCAGCUGGCCGUCCAAAAAUGACAAAUCUGUCAGUUCCUGGCCAUUUACUGAGCAAGCAGGUUGGAUUGACUGCACAGGAGAGAUAUGAUAUUCUAGAAGACAGAGAUAAGAUCAUCAGACAAGGUCUGAAGAAGAAGUCCAACUUGGCAUUCCUAGCAGCCAUUAAGGGAACGUGUCCAGAUAUGUGUCCAGAGAAGGAACGCUAUAUGAGGGUUGUCCAACGCAGACUACAUCCUUAUGAAGUCUUGCAAGGAACAUCAGACAAGGUUAAUCAUGAAACUGCCGUUAAAGAGUACAGCAGGUCAUCUGCCGAUCAGGAGGAGCCAUUACCCCAUGAGAUGAGGCCAGCCCCUGUCCUGACUUUGACAAUGAACUAUCUAAUGCGUCACGUUAUGAACAUGGGGCGUGAUGGCCAUUGGGAGGGAUGGUUUGACUUUCUUUGGAGUCGUACCCGUGGGAUUCGUAAGGACAUUACGCAGCAGGAUCUAUAUGAUCUGACGGCCAUUGAUCUGAUGGAGAAAUGUGCAAGGUUUCACAUAUUCUGCUCUCAUCGGUUAUGUGAGGAGGACCGAAGCACCAUAGAUCCCAAGAUCAACAACGAGAACCUGACUAAAUGCAUGCAAUCACUCAAGCAGUUCUACCAUGACUUGGCUAGUGAGGGGGUUGUGUGUCCCAAUGAAGCUGAGUUCAGGGCUUAUGAUGUGCUGCUUAAUCUCAAUGAUAGGGACAUCCUCAGGUAAGUGGCUUCACAUUUGUAUCCU